AUGCGUACUGGGGGGUUCGAAUUGAGAAAAUGGGCAAGUAAUCAACCUGAUUUGUUAAGCCAUAUUCCUCCUUCUGAUGUACAAAUGUCUUGUAGCUUUGACAAAGAAGAACCGUCGUUCAUUAAAGUUUUAGGUCUAAAAUGGUGUCCAAAAUCUGACGAGUUUACCUAUUCUUUUAAUCCAGUUGAUCGCCAAUGUACUAAACGGAAUAUACUUUCCGAAAUUAGUAGAAUAUAUGACCCUAUUGGUUUUAUUUCCCCAGUUAUUCUAUUAGCAAAAUGUCUUCUACAAAAACUCUGGGAAUCUAAUAUAUCUUGGGAUGAAACUCCUUCUACAGAUAUAUUGCAGGUCUGGAAUAGGUAUAAAUCCGAACUAUCCCAACUAGCUGGAAUUAGAAUACCUCGACGUGUAAUUUCUGAUAAUAUUUCUUGUAUGGAACUGCACGGUUUCUGUGAUGCUUCCCAAACUGGUUACGCAGCCGUCAUAUAUUUUCGGACUAUCAAUGAUAGUGGUCAAGUCAGUACCUUUUUGGUCACUGCUAAGUGUAAAGUGGCUUCAUUAAAAAUUGUUUCAUUGCCUCGUCUAGAGCUCUGUGCAGCUGUUUUAUUGGCGGAUUUGCUUACUUUUGUUACUACUACUUACGCAGAUUAUCUCUGUUUUAAUUCCAUAUAUGCAUGGUCUGAUUCGACGGUCGUUUUAGCCUGGUUAGCUGCCAGUCCUCAUAAAUGGAAAACUUUUGUAGCUAACAGAGUAGUCAUAUCCAAGGCAAAGUUUUCUUCGAUUUCACAAGUUUUCUUCGAUACGUAA
Molecule: messenger RNA, 807 nt
Organism: Sitophilus oryzae (rice weevil)
Lineage: Eukaryota; Metazoa; Arthropoda; Insecta; Coleoptera; Curculionidae
Exons: 1
Coding region: 1-807 (268 amino acids)
Source: RefSeq, a predicted model, not a curated record